UGACAUUUGAACUGUUCAGUGUUGACUCUAAAACACAGUGAAACAAUACAUUAUGUAGUUUUCUUUUUUUUGUUUCCAUCUUAGUUCUGCUGACAGUCUGCUUUAUCACGCUUCCUUGUUUAUGUUUUUUUCCACUCGCUUGCUGAGCCAGUUUUGCCGCCACGCUGACGUAUGGGAGUUGUAGUUCAAUGAGUUCUAAAAAUGCGGUUUCCGCUUGUCCAGCUAAACACUUCAAAACUACAUUUCCCAUAAAAAGACUGGUUUUGCAGUGUUGUUAAAGGAUAACCUGGGCUGUAACUGCGUCUGGAGCUCCAACAGCUGCCUCGUCGUUUGGCACAACACACCGCGGACAGAAAUGUCGGCGACGUCAAGUGAUGCAGAGUCGUCCUGUGGCUGGACCAUUAUCAGUAAUGAGGGUUCAGAUAUUGAGAUGUUGGGAGCAGAGGCUGCCGAGCUGUUAGAGCGUCCUCCAGCAGAGGAGGAGGAGGAGGAGGAGCGGCAGGAUGAACAGGCCUCAGACUCCACUGCUCAGUGUGAUGAAGAACAAGUUGCAGAGUCACUUGAUGAAACUCUGAAAGAGCAAACCAUAGAUGAGACGGUGUGUCCCUCAGAGGACGCCCACAGCUCCACAGGGAAACAGCAUGUGCUGUCCUUCAGCGAUCACUCCGACAUUGUGACUCUUGGAGAUCUGAAGGAGGACGAGCCCGCUGAGGAGGAAGAGGAAGCAGCCAACGGGGAGUUUUACCUCGGCACCUCCUGCAGCAGCCAGUACGCUUUCAGUGCUGCGGAGACUGUAUUCCCAGGGCAGCAGCCGCUGCCUGCAGUGACUCACUCCAGCAGCAGUGAGGAUGAGGAAGGGCCGAGCACUGUUGUCCGAAGGCGAAGGUUGAGGAAGAAUACGGCUGGCAGCGUGACAGAGCCUGAGGAAGAGGAGGAGCAGGAUAAGGAGGAUGAGGGUGAAGUUCUUGAUGUCCGGACACAAGGCAAGGGCAGCAGCAUCCUCAGCAGCUGCAUCCUGAUCGCCCUCGUCAUAGCCUUCAGUGCGGGCUUUGGACACUUCUAUGGUUCAGUCCAGAUUAAAGAAAGGCAGAAACCAGGGGAGGAAAUCAGAGUGAAUGAACUCGAUGUUGUGAUGGAUCUGAUUCAACGACAUGUUCGAGAACAACCUUUUAAACACCAGGGCCAGAUUGUUGACUUUGGAGCGGAUGAUCUGGAUCAGCAAGAAGUGAACUCACUGCUCUCACAGGCCCAGAGAGAGGAGCUGGAGAUGUUGCUGAGAGAGAAGGAGCAGACUGACCUGAUGGUGUCCGAGCAGCACCUGUUGACCGCUGAGAACAUUCUGCUGAUGAACUCCCUACAACAUAAAGAAGCGUCACUAGCCGCCCUGCAGGAGGAGCUGAACAAGCUCAGAGAUCAGGAGGCGAUGAGAGCCGGUGCUGACGUGCUGCUUUCUGAAAACGAGAGGCUGUUAGACGAGCUGGAGGGGGAGAAACAGCUGGUCCGCAGCUUUCACAGCCAGAGGGUAGACAUGAUGGCUGAAACCCAGACACUGAGGAAGAAGCUCAACAAGCAGAGAACAGUUACAGAGGAGCUCAGGAGAGAGUUAGAGGAGCUGAGGGGUCUCUUCCCCAGAGCCAAUCAGGAGGCAGAGACAGAGGAGCUCCAGGCCCAUCUGACGGAGCUGGAGAAGAGGCUGAGCUUCGAGCAGCAGCGCUCCGACCUGUGGGAGAGGCUCUACCUGGAAACCAAAGAGGAAAGAGCUAAAGGAGACACGGAGCCCAAAGUCAAAAGUCAGAAAGGGGGCACGGCAGGAAAAGUUAAAGAGACAUUUGACGCUGUGAAAAACUCCACCAAGGAGUUCGUCCAUCACCACAAAGAGCAGAUAAAGAAAGCAAAGGAAGCCGUGAAGGAAAACCUGAGGAAGUUUUCAGAUUCCGUCAAAUCAACGUUCAGAAACUUCAAAGACUCUGCCUCGACCCUCUUUAAAAAUGCGGGAGGCUUUUAUGAGAAGAGACGUGGCGAGAAGAACACAAAGGAGGCGUGGCAGCACAGAUCCACUCACAACACACAGCAGCGCACACACCAGGCGAGCAGCCACAACACCCGUAAAUCAGGAGAUAAAGUUCACAGAGAUGGAGGUCAAGAUUCCCACAAGGCAAACUUCAAAGGAUGCUCGGGAGUGUUCGACUGCGCCUUCCAGGAGUCCAGGAGUCUCUUCGACAAAGCCAUGGAUCCAAUCAGAGCGGACGAGUUCAACCAGCUGCUGCGGAGCUACUUGCAGCAGGAAGUCGACCACUUCCACCACUGGAAGGAGCUCGAGAAGUUCAUCAACAACUUCUUCCACAACGGCGUGUUCAUCCACGACCGGAUGCUUUUCACGGACUUUGUCAGCGGCGUGGAAAACUACCUGAGAGAAAUGCUCGAGUAUCAAGGCCUCGACGACGACGUGUUCAGAGAUCUCGACGACUUCGUCUACCGGCACUUCUUUGGAAAGGGUUACAGAAAAAGCCACGGCCCAAACGGGCCGUUUGAAGGACCCGACACAGCCAAGGAGGCGAAGCAUCAGCAGCGGAAGCAGAGAGCGAGACCCCGACCGCACGGCGAGCGCACGUCGAGCCGCUCAGGAAGAGACGCAGACCGACACAUGGCCGACGUCAAAAUAGAACUGGGUCCGCUGCCGUUUGAUCCCAAAUAUUGAUAAUAUAUUUGAUUAGCCAAUUCCAUUUUGAGUUGUAUUUACCUGCUAUGUCCAACUUGUUUGCACAAUGUUAACUUUUUAAUGCUACUGAAGUUUCUUGAGCUGUUUUUGCUGUUUUGAAGAAGCUGUUACGUUUGAGUUUAAGAUGGGUAAACACCAUUAACACUCACCUUCAACCACAGCACAUAAUGUUUAAAAAUGUUUAUUGGGAAUGCAGAGCUUAUUUUAAGAUGAAUGUUUGUAAGUAUUUGUAGGAGUUGUUUUAAUUCGCUGCUACAGAGACAGAUGUGUAUGACUGAGUUUGCUUUCAUUGUAAAGAUGCUAUGUUCUAACAUUCCACAUGAAGCCUAUUUUUACUGGAUCUGAGUUUUAUUUUUAUUUGUGUGUAGUGUUGGGAAAGAAAUUACUGGAAGAGAAAAAUGACACCAUUUAUUUCAGUAGCAAUCUCAUUCAGGAUCCAUUGUUCCAGUGUCAGUGCCUUUCAUAUAUAAAGAUGCUCCCUCCAACUCUCCCCUCGGGGAAAUGAGUAUGAAACAUC
Molecule: messenger RNA, 3236 nt
Organism: Gymnodraco acuticeps
Lineage: Eukaryota; Metazoa; Chordata; Actinopteri; Perciformes; Bathydraconidae
Gene: ccpg1
Product: cell cycle progression 1
Cellular component (GO): membrane
Source: RefSeq, a predicted model, not a curated record